This is a messenger RNA of Drosophila miranda, 360 nucleotides long. RefSeq lists its product as uncharacterized. The transcript is spliced from 5 exons. The record is from RefSeq and is a predicted model, not a curated record. Lineage: Eukaryota; Metazoa; Arthropoda; Insecta; Diptera; Drosophilidae. Bases 4 to 360 code for a protein of 118 amino acids.
AGGAUGGCAUCACCGCGAAAAAUUUUACGCUAUUCUAUGCCAAGCAAUGAAAAUGAGAAAGGUAAAACCUGCUCCGAGGUUUUAGAAGAGCUCAAAAAAACGUCGGAAACUCUAAAACAAGAGAAUGCAGUUAUUCGUGAAACUCUAAAACAGGAGAAUGCAGAUAUUCGUGAUCAAUUGAAAGCAGUGGUCCAAAUUUUAGCGGAUCAAACUGUUUUAAUAAAGCAGCUGGUAAAGGAGAAGGGGGAAUUGAAUCCCAUUCGGGGAAAGUUCCCAAUAAAACGUGAGGAAGAGCUUAUAGAACUGGAAGAAAAAAUAAAAUUAAAUAGGGACACUUAUGUAAGUAAAUCUAAACUCUAA